UGAACACUACAGUGCUACAUCUGGAAUAGUAUACUUGUCAAAAAUUCCAUUAUGUUUUCGAUUUUUGAAAUAUUAGCUUUAACUACACUGUGCGCUAGUGUCGCUCAAAGUGAAUUAUUAGCGCCAUGCCAUAUUAACGACGAUGUCUGUUUCAAGGAGUCCGCUAACAAAGCCCUGCCUCAGUUUAUGUCUGAAAACAAAGCUCUUGGGAUCGAAUCAUCUGAUCCCUUGAAACUUGACCUAAUUGAGGGCGACAUGCCCGAUAUUAAAUUUAAGUUUUUUUCCCCAAUCACUACGGGAUACAAGCAGUGUCAUGUCAAAAAUAUGAUAAUGAAUUUGGAUGCACUUACGUUACACGAGGAGCUUGACUGUCCGAAUCUAGAAACAACUGGCAAAUACGAAAUCUCUGGACGUCUCAUGAAUGUACCAAUUGAGGGUAAUGGAGACUUCAAAAUCUCUGCCGGGACAUACAAAAUCAUCCUCGAUUUUGAUUUGGAAACUGUGGUUGGAGGUGACAACAAAGCAUAUAUCUCCAUGAAAUCUUUCAAACAGAAAAACGAAGCAACAUCUCCAAUUUCUUUCGACUUCAAAAACCUUUUUAAUGGAAAAAAGGAUCUGGCGGACAAUGCCCUCACAUUUGCAAACCAGAACUGGAAGCAGGUCUCCGAGCUCCUGCAGGAUCCUAUUUGGAACAACAACAUGAAGAAAAUCAUUUCUAACGCCAACAAAUACUUAAUGACUGAACCCCUUGAUCAAAUAUUCAUAUCACCUUAGGUUGUUAAAGUAAAAAUAUUAUACAUUUAUAUGUAACAAAUGAAUACACAUACAUUAGUAGCACAUAUAACGCAUGUUUUUCCUACAUGAAUGACAAAAUAUUCUUCGGCUAUAAGUCGCUAUAAUAGUAAAUAGCAAAUGAAAAAGACCAUAUUUGUAAACAUAUUAUUUAUAUUUUUAUUUGAAUAAUAAACUAUUAUAUAUCUA
Molecule: messenger RNA, 981 nt
Organism: Pieris napi
Lineage: Eukaryota; Metazoa; Arthropoda; Insecta; Lepidoptera; Pieridae
Product: circadian clock-controlled protein daywake-like
Exons: 5
Coding region: 52-774 (240 amino acids)
Source: RefSeq, a predicted model, not a curated record